AUGUCUGAGGCAUAUGAUAUGGUAGUGGUGGGAUCGGGGUGGUUUGGGCUGGGUGCUGCCAGGGCGUACCUCGAGACUCACCCCAGUGAGAAGAUCGUCGUAUUCGAGUCCAACGAGAGUGUCGGUGGAACAUGGUCAGAGCACCGACUGUACCCGGGCCUGAAGUCCAACAACAUGGUCGGCAGCUACGAAUUCCCGGACUUUCCAAUGAGUGAAGAGGUCUACGGUGUCAAGGCCGAAGGGCACAUCCCUGGUGCGGUUCUACACCGCUAUCUCACUGACUUCUCUCGUGCAUACCGCAUACACGAGCGCUUGCAAUUCCAGACGACAGUUCAACUAGUCGAGCCCACGACUUCAGGAUGGAGACUGACGGUAGAGUCGCCUCAGGGCCAGCGUCAGGUCGAAACCGCCAGGCUUAUUCUGGCGACGGGCUUGACGUCGACGCCUAACAUGCCUGACUACAAAGGGAGCGACAGUUUUGGAAAGCCGCUCUUCCAUGCCAAAGACUUCUGCACACGGGCACCAGAGCUUGAGGGAUUGAAGAACGUCGUCGUAGUGGGUGGCGCGAAAUCAGCCUACGAUGUCGCCUACGCAAUGGUCGAAGGCGGGGCAGAGGUCGAUCUGAUCAUCAAGCCCGAGAGCACCGGGCCAGUGUGGAUUGCACCACGUAAAGUUACCCCUCUGAAGCAUCGGACUGACACAAUUCUCAACGUCCGCUUCAUGUCGUGGUUUAGCCCCUGCCCUUGGGGUGCCGAGGACGGGUACGGCGCUGUUCGUCGGUUCCUGAACAAGACGUUCAUUGGGUGUGCAUUGACUCGGGGCUUCUGGAGCUUAAUAGGCAAUGACAUACUUCAAGAGCAUAAGUAUGACAACCAUCCAGAGCUCAGCAAACUGAAGCCCUGGAACUCUGUCUUCUGGAUUGGCAGUGGUCUAAGCAUUUACAACUACAAUACCAGUCUUUUCGAUAUGGUACGCGCCGGGAAGAUCCGGGUCCACAUUGAGAAUGUCGACCACUUAGAAGCGGGAAUAGUUGUGCUCGAGAGCGGGCAGUCAAUCAAGGCCGACGCCAUUGUAUGCUCCACAGGAUGGAAGAAGGAGUCCACCCUCAAGUUUGCCGGGCUAGACGAACAAGCUCUUGGGCUUCCGUUUUCGGAGGAGCUUCAGACAAAACUCAACAGAGAGUUUGACGGGCGAAUCCUUGAGGACUUUCCCAUCCUCAAGGAUCAGCCUCAGCUACGAUUCCAGCGCAGGCCGGCCGAGCCGCUGCGAUAUUACCGCUUCAUGGUCCCUCCAGGCCAGCUUAAAAAGCGGAACAUCGCCUUCGCCGGCAUGAUCUCAUCAGUCAGCACAGCUAUCUGCGCCACUGCCCAGGGCAUCUGGAUAUCGGCGUUCAUGGAUGGCAAGCUUGAGCGUGAAGCGAAGACACAGGAGGAGAUCACUCAGGAAAUUAUGUUGCAUACUCAAUGGGGCAAGUGGCGGUAUCCAUGCGGCUACGGUGCCAGCCUUCCGGAUCUUGUCUUCGAAGGCAUCCCCUACACUGAUAUGCUGCUGAAGGAUCUUGGUAUCAAGAGUCAUCGCAAGCCCAGCCUUUACAAGGAGCUGACUCAAGCGUAUGCACCGGCCGACUACAAUGGUGUGAUGGACGAAUGGAAGGCGAAGUCUGGAACGAAAACUUGGAAUAGCUAG
Messenger RNA from Phaeoacremonium minimum UCRPA7, 1686 nucleotides. Its product is annotated as putative flavin-binding monooxygenase-like protein. The record is from RefSeq and is a predicted model, not a curated record. The transcript has 2 exons. NCBI's taxonomy places the organism in Eukaryota, Fungi, Ascomycota, Sordariomycetes, Togniniales, Togniniaceae. Bases 1 to 1686 code for a protein of 561 amino acids.